AUGGCUCAUACAGAAAAUACACAUGUGUCAGUAUGGAUUGCACUGAAGAGGCUUGACCUUAAUGAUGACAGAGUUAUAGCUCUGAGAGAAGUUCACAUCCCCAGAGGGACAAAAAUUACCACAGUGAGACAGAUUGUAGCUCAUUCUUUCAGACUGGACGUUGCUCAGGUCACCUUCAAGAUACGAAACAGUCAAGGCUUUUUAAUCCCUCUGAAUGGCUGCAUACCAGUGAACACCAAACAAAUGCCUUAUGUCUUGGAGGUGGCCAGAUAUUUUCAGCACGUUCAUGCAAAACCCAGAAACAUUGCCGUGACGGUGAUAAAUAGGAGCUUGAAGUCAAGGCUACAGAGUAUUGUGAAAAGGAUUGAAAGACUGGAAGAACUCCUGCCUCAAAUCGAGCAAAAGCAGAAUGAGAAGAUGGUGAAGGACAUUGAGCUGUUGAACCAGAAGCUGAUAUUCCUACACAAAAGAAUGCAGAUGGCAGAGUCAUACUGCUGGGAGGGAAUGUUUAAUCGAGCACCACUCUGGUGAUUCUUGCCCCCCCACUCCACUCCAACCUCAUGUGUAAAUGGCAGGGAAUUUGGGUGUUUUUCAAACAGAUAAGCUGUGUACUCAACUUGUUUACCUAAUAACACUUACCAAAGAAUUCUACCACUGAUAUCAUAGAUACUAAAGUUUAAAAAAAGCGUUUUUGUAAGGUGUCGGGCCACCUUGGAUUUACUCAAACCACUCAGCGAGUCCUUGUGCCCUUGGAAGAGACUUCCCAUUUCCAUUUCCCAUCAGGACAGAAGUGAUCAUCAUAGGCCUGAUCACUGUACCGACUUGCCGUAGCCCUUCCACCCAUGGGACAAAGUGGAGCGAAACCAUGUCAGUGAAUCCUUCACAACAUAAGUCACCUGUUUUCUUUUGUCAUAUUGUGAUGGUGGAUACUGUAGAGAAGCAGGCUUUCUAUGGUAGUAAUUUUGGAUUAUAAAAGUGUAGCUGUUCACACACAGUGCCAGUCAACCUUUUUCACCUGUUAUAGUCGGGCUGUUAAGGUGAGAAAUUGUUCACUUUGUGAUAGAAGCAUGGAAUUUGGCACACUAGCUCAAGUUAAUAUAGAUUAUAUAAUAAUUCUAGAUAUGAGAGCAUUUCAAAUUCGUCUUCUAAACCUUGGAAUACACGUACAAAAUCGACCUAAUGUGAAAACGAGGCUAAACAAAUUUUGUUUUCAAGGUAU
Molecule: messenger RNA, 1219 nt
Organism: Neoarius graeffei (lesser salmon catfish)
Lineage: Eukaryota; Metazoa; Chordata; Actinopteri; Siluriformes; Ariidae
Exons: 9
Coding region: 1-531 (176 amino acids)
Source: RefSeq, a predicted model, not a curated record